Molecule: messenger RNA, 1073 nt
Organism: Biomphalaria glabrata
Lineage: Eukaryota; Metazoa; Mollusca; Gastropoda; Planorbidae
Product: galactosylgalactosylxylosylprotein 3-beta-glucuronosyltransferase 1-like
Exons: 6
Coding region: 121-1011 (296 amino acids)
Biological process (GO): chondroitin sulfate proteoglycan biosynthetic process; carbohydrate metabolic process
Cellular component (GO): Golgi membrane
Molecular function (GO): galactosylgalactosylxylosylprotein 3-beta-glucuronosyltransferase activity
Source: RefSeq, a predicted model, not a curated record
CGUGCAGUAGCGAGACGUCAGCUUCUCCACAGGGAUUAUACUAGAUCACUUUUUAAAGUUUUAUUUGACAAAGAGACCAACAAGUUGGAGACCAACAAAGACUCUAGAAUCUAGUGGUCAAUGUUUUCAACGAGAAAGUUUCUGUGUCUAGCUGUCAUUACCUUGAUUGUUCUAUUGGUAAUGCUGAUUAGGGAUCUGCAAAACAAAUGUGAUAUCGAAAAGAAUAAAGCACGUUCGUUGAAACCAUUGUCCAUUAUCUAUGUCAUCACUCCAACAUAUGCAAGGCUGGAACAGAAGGCAGAACUAACAAGAUUUAGUCAUACUCUGCUCCAUGUGCCAAACAUUCACUGGAUCGUCAUCGAAGACUCCCCUGAAAAAACAGCUUUAGUGCAGAACUUUCUUAAUAGAACUAGAAUACAUUCUACACAUCUGUACGUCGCUACGCCUUCAGAGUAUAAAAUGAAUCGAACGGAUCCCCACUGGCUGAAGCCCCGAGGCGUGCUACAACGCAAUGCUGCUCUAGACUGGCUGAGAGAAAACACAUCCCCUGAUGAUGAUGGUGUUGUGUAUUUUGGGGAUGAUGACAAUGCAUAUAGUUUACAAAUAUUUGAAGAAAUGAGAAACACAACAAAAGUAUCAAUCUGGCCUGUAGGUCUUGUUGCAGACUUGCGCUAUGAACGUCCUAAAGUGACCAAUGGGAAGGUGACAGGCUGGUACACGUACUGGAAACCUGAUCGACCUUUUGCAACGGACAUGGCCGGCUUCGCCAUUCAUCUCAAUCUAAUUCACCAACAUCCAGAAGCAAAAUUUUCAAAUGUUGUUGCUGCUGGUCGUCAGGAAUCCACAUUUCUGACAUUUUUUAACUUGACACUGGAUGAUUUGGAACCUAAAGCAAACAUGUGCACUCAAAUUUUAGUUUGGCACACGAGAACAGAAAGAAGUAAUACUCCAUAUGAAGAAGCGAUGGUCAAACUGUAUGGCGCUGACGCAUAUCCAAACAUUGAAGUUUAAUAUUUUUACAAAUGAAUGUUAUUGACCAUAUUGUUACUUCCUUUAUAUAUUGUUUAUAUGUU